AUGAGCAGCGUUAUAAACUAUGAUAAAUUUAAUAAGAUAGACAUAAGUUCAUCAGAUGAUGAGAAUAAGAAAAGGUUACAUCCACAGUUAAGAAAGUUAGAUAACAAGGACAAAGUUGUUAUAGGACCUGAUGGAUUAACAAUUUUAAAGAAUAAUAAAAAGGAUGAAAAUAUAAAACAUGAUAAAUAUAAUAACACUUCAAAAAAUGUAGAAGAAGUAAAAGAUAAGAACAAUGAAUAUAAGAACAUAUAUAAAGAAAGUAAUAGUGCUUUAAAUAAAAAUAAUAAUAUACAUUUUGAAAAUAUUAAUAAUAGUAUUCCUAAUGAUAAGUUAAAAAAUAAUAAUAAAAAUUUUAAAGAUAUGUUUAUAAAUGGGGCUGUAGUUCCUUUUGAGUAUAUCUGGAAUCAGUCUAUAGAUUAUAUUAAUGCUUUUAUAUGUUUACCAUUAAAUUGUAAAGCUAAAAAUUUAAUUGUAGAUAUAAAAGAAGAUAAAUUAAUUGUUAAAAGAAAGAAUUACCACAGUGAUAUUAAUAAUAAUAAUAAUAAUAAUAAUAAUAAUAAUGAUGAUGUAUAUAGUCAACAUAACACUCAAGUUAAUUCUUUUCAUAACAAUAUUGAAAUUUUAAUUAAUAAAGAAUUCCCUUUCAAAAUUAAUAAUGAUGAAGAUACACAAAUAUGGGAAAUAAAAAAUAUGCAAAUUAAUUGGUUCACACUUUUUAAUUUAUCUAAUGAAAUAAAUAAUCAGAAUGUAGAAUAUACAUUUGAAGAUUAUAAUAAGUUAGACAAACAAGAAACUUUUUUAUAUAUUUCUUUAAAAAAAAUUAAUGAAAUCGAAAAUGCAUAUAUAUGGUGGUCUACAUUAUUUAAAAAUGAACAUCCAAUAAAAAUUGAAAAUCUUCCUUCUAGAAGUUCAAUAAAUAAAGCAAAAAAAGGAAUGCAUUCUUUCAAAGCUGCUUGGGAUGAAGCACAUGAAAUUUUUAAGAAAAAUAUAUCAAAGAAACAACUACCAUUUGGCAUAGAUUCAUCAUAA
Plasmodium gaboni is the source of this 1029-nucleotide messenger RNA. RefSeq lists its product as hypothetical. Bases 1 to 1029 code for a protein of 342 amino acids. The record is from RefSeq and is a predicted model, not a curated record. The transcript has a single exon. Lineage: Eukaryota; Apicomplexa; Aconoidasida; Haemosporida; Plasmodiidae.